AUGUCGUACCUCAGAGGCGUUGUCAGUGUGAAGGUGAAUCGAAGCAGCGUCUCUUUGAAGGAGAUCAACGUGAAGUUCAUCGGUGAAAGAGUCGAUGUUGUCUUCUCCAGAGAGAUCAACAGGCGGCUAUUCACCGAUAUUAGAAACAAAAUAGUGGAUGAGAUGUGCAGCUAUACAGUAGAAGGCCACAGGCUUUUGAAGGGAACGUAUACGAUUCCGUUCCAAUUCAUGGUUGAUCCAACGUUGCCUGAGACUGUUAACACUUCAUUGGGAUCGAGAAAUUACAGGAUUGAAGUGCAUAUGGACAAGCAGAACAGUAACAAUAGUCCAUUGAAGACACCAAUCACCAUGAUAAGGGCCCCCUUGGAUAGGUCCUUAGUUGCCAAUGACUGUGUGGGGGCCAUAGGGUCAUGGCACAGUGUGAUGCCUUAUUCGGUAUUGGUAUCGUCCAGGGUGUGCCAGUUGGGGAAACCAUUCGACAUCUCGGUGGAAACACAACCAAAUCCGAUGAUUAACUGCUCAGGUGUCGUAAAGUCGGUACGGGUCCUCUUUGUGCAGAAGAUCAAAUGUCCCUCUUCUGCCCCUACUGAGCCGUAUACCUUGUUCAACAGACAAACCUUGUGGAUGAAAAGUUAUGGGCCCCCCAAAGACCCAUACGACCCGUUCAGGCUUGAGACAACGAUCAAGAUCCCACAGACCCUUAACUUCGAUGUGUUCCCUUACACAAGCAACGGGGAAAAUGAAGAUGGAUCGCCAGCACCAGAGUUGAGGAUAUCUCAUUACAUCUAUAUCCAGAUCUCGAUGCAUCCAAUCUUCAUCACCGAGGACGAGUUCAUCGACGACCAACCUCCUCUUGAUGAAAAGAUCCAAAUACACACCUGGGACGACGUCAAGGACGAUCUCGUCUUCAAGGCACCGGUGUUUCUACUACACAGAAAUGCAAAUGAAGAGCACAACCUAGCACCACCAAGCUAUUCACAAGUGAAGCCCGGUAAACAUAACAAGCCCUUGAAGUUCAAAUCAUUGGCCUGGAUAUGCAGUGAUGGCGUAUACGACGACAGCAGGCCUCCAAAGUACGUCAGAUAG
This is a messenger RNA of Williopsis jadinii, 1086 nucleotides long. RefSeq lists its product as uncharacterized. The record is from RefSeq and is a predicted model, not a curated record. The coding region runs from base 1 to 1086 and encodes 361 amino acids. The transcript has a single exon. Lineage: Eukaryota; Fungi; Ascomycota; Saccharomycetes; Phaffomycetales; Wickerhamomycetaceae.